Schizosaccharomyces octosporus yFS286 is the source of this 825-nucleotide messenger RNA. RefSeq lists its product as uncharacterized. The transcript has a single exon. The coding region runs from base 1 to 825 and encodes 274 amino acids. The record is from RefSeq and is a predicted model, not a curated record. Lineage: Eukaryota; Fungi; Ascomycota; Schizosaccharomycetes; Schizosaccharomycetales; Schizosaccharomycetaceae.
AUGAACAUAUUCAUUCCGAAAACACGCCGGCCAACUUUUGAAGUCCAUUUAAAAAUCCAAGAUCUGUCAAACAUUCCUUUGGUCACUGGACUUGCCUUCAUAAAAUGGAACCUGGAUGGCGUUCAUACUCGGGAGAGUAGUGGACAAACAAAAUGGGAGCCUGUUUUGGAGCACAAAGUAGUAUGGGUUUACGACACAACAAUAGCAGUUCGGUUUGUCAUUGACCAGACCAAUACCCUUCGUGAACGGUUCUUGAAUUUUCAAAUUUACAGUGAUUCUCACAGCAGCUCUGGAAUAGUAAGACUCGGAAGUUUAAAAAUUAAUUUAGCAGAAUAUGUAGGGGUUGGGAUGGAUUCUCGAAAAUACCUACUCUCUGACAGUAAAAUAAAUGCUACUCUUCGUAUCGGUAUUGGAUUAAAACAACUUUCAGGGGCCAACGAUUUUCACGUUACAAAAAAGCUAGGAAAACCUCAGGUGUUUAGCGGUUUAACCGGUUUAUUGACAGAGGGAAAAGAAUUAAAGCGAAGGGAUGAUGAAGCAGCGAUUGCUCCUGGUCUUGCCUCUAAUUGGGCUGAAAAAAUGUUAACUUCUAUUAAAGACUUUAAUCAAAAGGCUAGUACGUUUCAUAUGCAUACAAAAAAUAAUAAAUACGAUACUAAACAAAUCGUUGAUGAUAUUUUUUUUGGUGGAUCUGGUUGGGCCGAAAGGCCUGUACUAUCGGAUAUCCCAGAUGGUACAACCGAUCCUAGAUUGGUUGCUUUGGAAAUCCGUCAGAGAAGUUGGAUUCUUCCAAGUGAAAAAGAACAAGGUAAACCUUUCUUUUAG